GAUGAUGCUGACCGUACAAACAUCACACACAUUUAUGAAGCAAAAACAUGUGAACUAAAUGCAGAGAAAGCUUUUAUACAGUUCUGAAAUUCAUUAAUAGUUUUAUAAUUUUAUGCAUGUUUGUUUUAAAAGUACCCCAAAAUUACUUUAUAAAGGAUCUAAUUUAUAAAAAUAUCAAUAAUAUCAUAUUGAUCUAAAACUAAAUUUGCACUAUUUGAUGUGUUAUUAUAGCUGCUCAGUUCACAGGAAAUACAAGUGUUUAAAUGAAAUCAUGUGUCAGAGUCAAGCUCCAGAGAGGCACAACGUGGUUAACAUCCACAAUCAGCUGAUUAGACAUAACAAAGUUCUUUGAUAGUAGAAUAUUUAAAAUAUGGAGCAGGAGACGCGGAGCAGAGCUUUCAUGUAGUCACGUUUCAUCUGUGAACGUUUACAUCCAAACAUCUCCAGCAGCACCCUGAGGUUAUCGCUCAGAACGAAGCUCUGAGAAUUAAAAGAGGGAAGAACCGCCCAGUGCAUCGUGGGACGUCCUCCAACGCUGACCUUAAAGCAGCAGAACAAAGAUGCGGUUCAUGCUUCCCUGCGUGGGCAGCAGGGAGGGAGGGGCAGCGUGUUAUACUGUGUUACUGUGAAAGCUCUGUGUGUGACUGCAUGCCUCACUGUGUGGACGGCGUUUGUGCAGAGCGUCUCUGGGACACAUUUUUCUGCAGUCUUUCCUCAUCAGUAAAGUCUUUUUAUAUAAAAUAUGAAAAAUAUAUGUUUAAAAAGCAGCGAGCUCCAGGACUGAAGAUGAACCCAGUGAGAUCAUCACCCGUCUGAAGUCUGUCACUCCUGAUUUAUUAAAAUGCUCCAAACAAGCCUCACAAACUGCCAAAUGUCCAUCUUUUAUAUCCAGUCUAUGCUUUAGACUGCGCUGCUCAGUGUGGAUCCUUCGGGGCGGCCACGCUCGCUGCCAGGGUCCUGAGGGGACUGCGGUCCUCCUCCUGGUGAUGAGACACGAAGCUCAGAGGAAGGAAGAGAAGAGCAGCUGUGAGCCAGCAGAGUCAAGGUUGAUCUUUGUGGUGAAACGAGUGACGCGGUUACGUGGUCAGCUCAGAGUCUGGGGAGUGCUGUGGGGUCUCCGUGGAAACAGGAAGUCACACCUGACCUGCUGGAGGCUGGAAGACGAGAAGUUCCGGACAUCCUCCUGUCCAUGCAUCUGUCUGUGACUGCCCGCUAGUCGGGAAAGAUCUCGCGCUGUGAUUGGCUGAAAGACUUGUCUUCAACGAUCCACCCCUCCUGCAUCCAUCCGGGCCAUCAGCGCAGAGUUCUGGGUGUUUUCCGUCCACAGUCCCGCUGGCGUAGCACUGGUUUCAGCUCAGUAACGAGCAGAGACCAUGCUUGGAUCUAAAAUGUUCACUUUGGCACUUUUUGCGCUGCUGUGCUCGGGACCGACGCAGAGCCGCGAGACUCACUCCCUCCAUUACAUCUACACGGCGCUCUCCAAACCCGUCGGCCUCCCGGGCAUCCACGAGUUCACAGCCAUGGGUUUGCUGGAUAAGAGGAUGAUCGACUACUUUGACAGCGAGAAUCAGGUGAAAGUUCCUAAACAGGAGUGGAUGAGAGAGCGUUUACCUGCUGAUUACUGGGAUAAAGGUACACAGUCCCGCAAGAGCAAGCAGCAGUGGUUCAAGGUCAACAUCGGCAUCCUGAUGGAGCGAAUGAGACAGAAUGAAUCAGACACCCCUCAUGUUCUUCAGUGGAUGCACGGCUGUGAGGGUGAAACUCAGCCUGAUGGCACGCUGAAGUUUGUCCAAGGCAUGGACAUGUACAGCUACGACGGAGACGACUUCCUGUCCUUCGAUGGUAAAAAUGAAGUGUGGGUCGCUCCGACUCCACAGGCACUUCCCACCAAGAGGACGUGGGACGGCGUCCAGGUGCUGAAAGAGUACACCAAGGGAUACCUGGAGAACGAGUGCAUCGAUUGGCUGAGCAAGUUUGUGUAUUAUGGGAAAGAAAAGCUCAAAUCUGUGCCUGAGGUUUAUACGUUUACAAAGACCUCCACAGUGGAUACAAACGUGGUGCUGACCUGCCUCGCCACAGGCUUCCACCCAGCGGAGCUCACAGUGACGAUCAGAAGGAACGGGCGUGUCCUGACUGCAGACGACGGCCUACAGAGCUCAGGAGUUCUUCCAAAUGACGAUGAAACCUUCCAGAGGAGAGAGUACGUGGAGGUUUUAAAGUCUGAUGUGUCUGUGUUCAGCUGUGAGGUCACACACAAGGCGACCAAUGAGCAUGCUCUGAAGGACUGGGACGAUCGUCUGCUCCCAGACUCUGAAGGAAGCUCAGUUCACAUCCUCGUUGCUGCUGUGGUCGUCCCGCUCGUGGUCAUCUGUGUCGCUGCGGUUCUCCUGGUUCUGUGUAAAAAAACACGACAAAUGAUGUUGGAGCUAACAGCCAGAGUCCUGUGACUCCACUGAAUCCAACACAUGGCUUUUAAAAAGUGUUCCUGCCCCUUUAAGCUGAACCUCCAUCACAGGGACAUUUAAACAAGCCUGCUCUAAGAAAGUUUAAGACAUUUCCUCUGUAAAAAAGUGGGAUCAUUUUUAAAGGUGCUUUGUAAAAACAUGUUGUCAGCAGGCUUCACUCAAACCAAACUUACAGCAGGUUUGUGCAGCAGCAGGAAUAAAAUACAUGCUAAAUCUGCUCGAUCUUCAUAGAAAUGUGAAUAAUGCUUUUAAAGAAGAUGGAUCGUAACAUCAGAGCCUGAGGAACUGUUCACAGCUCUGAGUUUGAGUCGCAGCCUGAUCACUCAUCAAGUUUCAGUGUCAAACCAGGUGGGAGGAAGUAUUUUAAAAAUAUUUAUUAUUUUAAAUUCAUUAUUUAAGAAUUAAUUUUAUGUGCCACAGUAGCCUCUGGACUGUUUCCUCAUUACAAUCGAUUUGCCAUCAGAAAUAAAACAGCGUGUUGUUUCUGUCUGCAAACUGAGUGAAGAGCAGGCGUGGAACUCUGUCAGUACUGGUUUGGGUGGUAAUAUUAAAACAUGUACUCGCGUGUUAGCAUUUCAAAAGUUCUGUUUUCAGACAGUAACGAGUACUUUUAUUCUACGACGGUCACAAGAACCAGACUUAAAUUCCACCUGGAAACUCAGCAGAACUGUUAGCGGCUAAUGCUAGCAGCAGGGUCACAACACGGCUCGUCACAAAGUGUAUUCAGUCCGUCCAUGUGCGACAUUAACAGGCUGCUAAUUAAACACAUUUAAUUGUGUUAAAUUGUUUUUUCUGAAGUUCAGACUGAGGCUGACAAACAGCUAAAGAGCAGCUGAGCCGUCACAAGCUCGGGGAUAAACCGAGCUGUGGCUGAACACGCAGUGCUCAUAAACUUUAUUUUUAUUAACUUUGAUUUAGUCUCUUUUGUAUCAUAAUUUGAUUCUUAACACAAUUUAUUUGUUAAUCUUCAUGUAAUAAGAUUAUCUUUAUAUUUCAUCUGUUUCUCUCCUCGUGAUGAAACUGAUUCAAUCUUUUGAUCAGUCAGUGAAAUAUCUGCUGUAAGAAAUCUGUCAUCCUGAAAUCUCUUCCUUCAUUAUUUGAAGUGUUGAAAAUGAUCCUGGCUGUAAAAUAGGACAGCUGUGUUUAAAAUGUGUUACAGUCUUUUAUGUAAAAGCUGCUUGCAUGUGUUGUAUACUGUUAAGAGAUUUCUUAGGAUUUUGGGAUUUUUAUUAUGUUAUGCUUAAAAGUACGUUUCAUUAUCUAAAUGUGUUUGCUCUUUUCAGUAUUCAGCUUAAACUCUGCAACUCUGUGCAGACUCCUAAAUGGGGAAGUUACA
Messenger RNA from Oreochromis aureus, 3801 nucleotides. RefSeq names its product class I histocompatibility antigen, F10 alpha chain-like. Gene Ontology annotation, cellular component: external side of plasma membrane. The transcript has 6 exons. NCBI's taxonomy places the organism in Eukaryota, Metazoa, Chordata, Actinopteri, Cichliformes, Cichlidae. Gene Ontology annotation, biological process: immune response. Bases 1374 to 2447 code for a protein of 357 amino acids. The record is from RefSeq and is a predicted model, not a curated record.